AAAACUGACCAAGAAAGACCCCCGACGAGUCUUCGCUCCCCUUGCAACAAACUCACACCCACCACUCCAACCCCGUCCUCGCCGCCGCCACCAUGGCCAUCUCUCCAACCCCAACCGCCGCUGCUCUCCUCCUCACCAGCUUCCUCUUUCUCCUAGCACCCUACGCCACACCCAUUUCAUCCGACCCCAUUGUCUCUGAACUCUCCGCCCUCCAAUCCCAGGCCCCGACCGGCGUCAUUCACCUCACUGACUCACUCCUCCGCCGCAUCCUCUCCCUCCCCUCUCCCCGUCCCUUCUACUCCCUUAUUUUCUUCGAUGCUCAUCAGCUCCAUUCGAAACCCGAGCUCUCUCUCCCGACCCUCAAGUCCGAGUUUUCCCUUGUCUCCUCCUCUUUUCAGUUCAAUAACCCUAACGAGAGGUCCCAACUCUUCUUUUUUGACAUUGAAUUCCAAGAAUCCCAGGCCUCUUUCGCCCUUUUUGGGGUCAACUCUCUUCCCCACAUUCGCCUAAUCCCACCCACCGCCUCUGAUAUGAAGAGAGAUUCUAUCCAAAUGGACGCCUCCGAUUUCUCAAGAUUGGCUGAUUCCAUGGCUGAAUUUAUCGAAUCCAGGACUGGGCUCUCUGUGGGCCCGAUUAAUCGCCCGCCCAUUGUUUCCAGGAAACAGAUCAUGUUUCUACUAGCCAUAGUUUUGAUCUGGACUCCGUUUUUCGUGAAGAAGUUGAUUGCUGGGAACACCAUUUUGCACGAGAAGCACGUAUGGAUGGCUGGAGCGGUUAUCGUUUACUUCUUUAGUGUUUCGGGAACGAUGUUUAACAUAAUUAGGAAAAUGCCGAUAUUCAUGGUGGACAGGCAAGAUCCAAGCAAGUUGGUAUUCUUUUACCAGGGCUCAGGGAUGCAGUUGGGAGCCGAGGGGUUUGCGGUUGGUUUCUUGUAUACGAUUGUGGGGCUGUUGCUGGCAUUUGUUACUCACGUGCUAGUUAGAGUGAGGAACAGGACUGUUCAGAGAUUGUUUAUGAUUUUUGCGAUGUUUGUGUCGUUCUGGGCAGUCAAAAAGGUUGUUUUCUUGGAUAAUUGGAAAACAGGGUAUGGCAUUCACGGGUACUGGCCUUCGAGUUGGCAGUGAUUGUCAUGAAAAAGUGUAGGCAUAUCUGGUGUUGUUGCCUCUAGGUAAGAGUUCCGUGCCAGUACAAUUUCUUGGCGGCAUUCAACAGAUUGUAGCUCAUGUUAGACAACUUGAGCAUUUUUACUUGAAUGGAUAUUCUGUUUUCUCGAGACUUACUUAUACAGAAUACUGAAAUCUUUGUUAGAUUAUGUUAUACUGAUGCAGUUCACUUGCUAUGUCUGUAAUGUGAUUAGAUAUUUUUGUUCUGUUU
Messenger RNA from Sesamum indicum (sesame), 1374 nucleotides. Its product is annotated as putative dolichyl-diphosphooligosaccharide--protein glycosyltransferase subunit 3B. Gene Ontology annotation, cellular component: oligosaccharyltransferase complex. The record is from RefSeq and is a predicted model, not a curated record. NCBI's taxonomy places the organism in Eukaryota, Viridiplantae, Streptophyta, Magnoliopsida, Lamiales, Pedaliaceae.